Messenger RNA from Pyrgilauda ruficollis (rufous-necked snowfinch), 441 nucleotides. RefSeq names its product striatin-4-like. Gene Ontology annotation, cellular component: dendrite. Gene Ontology annotation, molecular function: armadillo repeat domain binding; protein-containing complex binding; protein phosphatase 2A binding. The record is from RefSeq and is a predicted model, not a curated record. Lineage: Eukaryota; Metazoa; Chordata; Aves; Passeriformes; Passeridae. The transcript has 2 exons. Bases 162 to 395 code for a protein of 77 amino acids.
CAGCCCCCCCCCCCAACUCCCGUUGCCCCGGCAACAGCGCCUCCCCUAGGCCCCGCCCCUUUCCGCUGACCACGCCCACUUCUCAUUAACCCCGCCCCCUUUCCGGCUCCCUUUGUGGCAGGAAGCCGCUGCCGCCCGUGGCUCCCUUUGUGGCAGCCGCCAUGGCGGCCGAGCGGGCUCCGCCGGCCCGGGCCCAACCUCCUCCCCCCGGCCCCGCUCCCGGCCCCGCUCCGGGCCCCGCUCCGGGCCCCGAGCCCGCGGCACGAACCGGCCUCAGCUUGCCGGGCAUCCUGCACUUCAUCCAGCACGAGUGGGCGCGGUUCGAGGCGGAGAAAGGGCGCUGGGAAGCGGAGAGGGCCGAGCUGCAGGUAAUGGCGGCGGCGCUGCCCUCAUGAGGGGACGGGCGCUGAGGGGACAGCGGGGGGACGGCGGGGGGACGGC